Molecule: messenger RNA, 587 nt
Organism: Eriocheir sinensis (Chinese mitten crab)
Lineage: Eukaryota; Metazoa; Arthropoda; Malacostraca; Decapoda; Varunidae
Product: U-scoloptoxin(01)-Cw1a-like
Exons: 2
Coding region: 132-509 (125 amino acids)
Cellular component (GO): extracellular region
Molecular function (GO): chitin binding
Source: RefSeq, a predicted model, not a curated record
GUAGUGCCUUCUCCUCCUCCUCCUCCCUCUCCCCCUCUCUCUCUCCCUCUCUUCCUCUAGGUAUAAAAGGGGCAUUGACGGUCCUUGCCUUCGUCAUUUUACCCCCGAGCGUCUUCCUACCACCAGACAACAUGAAGGUCCUCGCCGCCCUGCUGUGCCUCGCCGCCGCCGCCUCCGCCAGGAUGGCCUACCGCUUCUCUGACGGCUACCUCGACAUCCUCGGCGCCGAACCUGUUCAGAACUUCGACUGCGUGGGUCGCCCCUACGGCUACUACGCCGACGUGCCCACCGACUGCCGGGUGUUCCACGUGUGUCUGCCCAUCACCGACGACGCGGGCGAGGUGGCGGAGACGGCGCACUUCUCCUUCUUCUGCGGCAACCAGACGGUGUUCAGCCAGGAGUCUCUUACCUGCGCCCACCCCCAGGAGGCGUUCCCCUGCGCCGAGGCCGAGACGCUCUACGACCUCUCGAAUGCCGACUUCGGCAAAAUUCCCGAAGAAAACGUAUAAACAGACCCUUUGCUUCUCUCCUCCCUCGUCCUCGUCCUCUGUACAACGCUGAGCCAUAUUAAAAGUAUAUGUUGAUAA